This is a messenger RNA of Dunckerocampus dactyliophorus (ringed pipefish), 2558 nucleotides long. RefSeq names its product gastrula zinc finger protein XlCGF57.1-like. The coding region runs from base 61 to 1428 and encodes 455 amino acids. The record is from RefSeq and is a predicted model, not a curated record. Gene Ontology annotation, molecular function: RNA polymerase II cis-regulatory region sequence-specific DNA binding; DNA-binding transcription factor activity. Lineage: Eukaryota; Metazoa; Chordata; Actinopteri; Syngnathiformes; Syngnathidae. Gene Ontology annotation, biological process: regulation of transcription by RNA polymerase II. The transcript is spliced from 2 exons.
UUUGACAUAGUUGGGGACGGGACUUUAAGACAUCCAGCAGCUGAUUGGUCAUCAAGAAGAAUGUCCCCUCGGCCAAAGGGUGGGAGCUCCACUUUGGAGCAGGGGGAGCUACAGCCUAUUAAAGAGGAAGAGAAGCCAGAGCCCACCCACAUUAAAGAAGAAGAGGCGGAGCCACAGCCACACUAUGUUAAAGUGGAAGAGGAGGAGCCACAGCCCAUCCACAUUAAAGAGGAAGAGGUGGACCCACAGCCCCCCUAUGUUAAAGAGGAAGAGGAGGAACUCUCCAUCACUCAGGAAGGAGAGCAUCUUCUAGGGCCAGAGGAGGCUACUCUCGCCAAGUUGCCACUGACUGGUGUCUCUGUGAAGACCGAAGACCAUGAAGGCAAACCACCUGAUUCCUCACAGCUUCUUCAUCGUCCAAGUGAGGAGAUGAGAGAGGCGGAGCCUUCAUGCAGCAGCUCACUGCAACACAUGACAACAGAAGCUGAUGGAGACCACUGUGGAGGAUCACAAGCAGACAACCUCUUAGCUCCACUGUCAGAUAGUGACGACAUAACGUCACACUCUCCUGAAGAUGAAGACAGCGACUACAACCAAGAAUCUCUGAGCAGCGAUACAGACUGUGAAGAUGAUAUGACGACUCUCACUGGCAACAAACACGCUGACAGCUCUAAAAAGACCAGUAAACAUUUUAACUGCUCAGUUGGUGAUAAAAGAUUUUCUCGUAAGAGUCAUUUGGCUCAACACAUGAGAACACACACGGGAGAAAAAAGUUUUAGUUGCUCAGACUGUGGUAAACUCUUCACUCAAAAGUCAGACAUGCAAAGACACAUGAGAACACACACAGGAGAAAAACCUUUUAGUUGCUCAUACUGUGGUAAACGCUUCACUCAAAAGACUAGCAUGCAUUUACACAUGAGAACGCACACAGGAGAAAAACCUUUCAGUUGCUCAGACUGUGGUAAAUGCUUCACUCGAAAGACAGUCAUGCAAAGACACAUGAGAACGCACACAGGAGAAAAACCUUUUAGUUGCUCAGACUGUGGUAAACGCUUCACUCAAAAGACACACAUGAAAUCCCACAUGAGAACACACACAGGAGAAAAACCUUUUAGUUGCUCAGACUGCGGUAAAUACUUCCAUCGGAAGUCAAGCAUGGAUGCACACAUGAGAACGCACACAGGAGAAAAACCUUUUAGUUGCUCGGACUGUGGUAAACACUUUAAUCGGAAGACAAGCAUGAAAGCACACAUGAGAAUACACACAGGAGAAAAACCAUUUAGUUGCUCAAAAUGUGGUGACACAUUUUCCUGGAAGUCCUCUUUGAGAAAACACAUGCAGAGUGACUGUUUGACUCGCCUGACUUCCAUGCAGUCGCUCAGUUACCAUUGUGUUGUAAUAUCCUUUGCACGUGUCUUUGUUCAAUAAAUACAUCUUAUUUGCCACACAGUCAGGAGAUCUGGACGAUCAGGGUUUGAAUCUGUUGAGCAUCUCUGUGUGGAGUUGGGAUGUUCUCCCCAUGCGUGCGUAGGUUUUCUCCGGGCACUCCGGUUUCUAUCCAAAAGCAUGCACGGUAAUUUACUAAUCUAAAUUGUCGAUAGGUAUGCAUGUCAGUGUGAAUGAUUGUUUGUGUCUCCGUGCCCUGCGAUUGACUGGCGACCAGUUCAGGGUGUACCCUGUCUCUUCCCCGAAAGUCUGCUGUGAUAGGCUCCAGCGUACUCCCACGACACCAGUGGGGAUAAGCGGCAUAGAAGAUGGAGUUCUUAUGAUUCACUCAUUGGGGUACGGACCGCUUUCAGGAGGCCUUUGAAGGAUGAGUGUGAUUUUGCUCAAACGAUUGUUAGUAAUAAAAGGGAAUCAUAUCAUUUUACUGAUAUUGUUGGGAACAUUUCAUCAAUAUGUAUUACAAGUGUAUUGAUGCAAGUAUUUUUUAUUUUCCAAAAUUUCAAGUAUUCUGAUUAUAAUUGUGAUAAAGAAAGUACAGGAAAAACUAUUACAUUUUACUGAAACAUUUAAUGAAAAAAUACAUUAUCAGUGUCAAUAUCUGCGAUACUGGCUCUGUCCUGAUUGGGUAUCACAUUCAUUGUUUGAUGCUGUAUUUUAUUGUGAACAUUGAAUGCAACACCUAAUAAAGUAUGGGUUUCUAGUGUAUCUGUUCCAGCCUAAAUUGUAUGUCUGCUUUGCUGUAGUUUUCACUACUAGUUUCUGUCGGUAGAGGGCACUCUACCGGGCGUAACCGGAAGGAAGCAACAGUAUUGGCCCAUUGUGGAGGGAAAUGUUUUUUUGCUCGAUUGUAUAGAUUUUAACAAGUUUGAGCACUGGGAUUGUAAUCAAUGAGAUUUUAAUGCAUUGUCAAUAAAACUAAGUCAAGUAUAUGUCUGGAGGUCUGUGAUUGACUUUACAGCAUCCCAAUAAGCAGUGACGUGCUGUGAGGUUCAAUGGCUGGUGAUGCACUCGCUCCUUUUGAGACCAUGUAAAAAAAACUAAAAAAACAGUAAAUUUUACAGGUUUAAAUAUGAAAAAAGGAUGUGGCAUUUACUAUAACCAGAUGCACAAUA